Messenger RNA from Rhinichthys klamathensis goyatoka, 624 nucleotides. RefSeq lists its product as uncharacterized. The record is from RefSeq and is a predicted model, not a curated record. The transcript is spliced from 6 exons. Bases 121 to 624 code for a protein of 167 amino acids. Lineage: Eukaryota; Metazoa; Chordata; Actinopteri; Cypriniformes; Leuciscidae.
CAGUGGGUGUGUCUGAUGUCGGAUUUAACCAGAGAAAGUGAAACUAUCCUCCACUGUGUGCAUCAGAACAGUUACUUCUACAUCACCAGGGAAUAUAGUUAAAGUUCGAGCACAUUCAACAUGAGUUUCCAGAUCUACUUUAUAGAUAGGAGACACGGACGCGAGAGAAGAACAGUUUCUGUGGCGAAUUCAGAAGAGGAGUUCAGGAACACCACAGUGGAGGAGUUAAAGAGAAAACUCAUUCCUGAAGACCAGCUUGCAGACACUAUUCUUCGCUACCGCUUUAAGACACUGAAGAAGAAUCGCACACUUGGUUUCUACGGCAUUAAACAUGAGGAUGAUAUUACCGCAUUUCCCCGUGGAUACUCCUAUACAGUGACACACCAGACAAUGUCUUCUCAUGGUCAAAAGUACACAAAAACAAUUACAUUUGAAGAUGACGAUGAUGAAGAUGAUGAUGAAGUGAAUGACUUUGGUCUUGGCGUGUGGUUUGGAAGUAUCACGAACAGCAAAAUCCACGGGAGUAAGACUACCAAGAGGCAGUUGCUGAUCGAUAAGCAGAGGAUAAUCUGCGUCGUAGUGAAUGAGCAAACGCUGCAGGCGUACCCGAUGUGGCUGAAGUGA